This is a messenger RNA of Rotaria socialis, 29529 nucleotides long. Lineage: Eukaryota; Metazoa; Rotifera; Eurotatoria; Philodinida; Philodinidae. The record is from the annotation of a GenBank genome assembly.
AUGAAUAGCCCAACUCGAUCACUAUUUUCCCCAACAGCAUCUCGUGUAACGGUUACUCAGCAAGAAACAAGUUACCAAAGUCCUCGAUCAAUUUCAAGCCGAAGUGAAUUAGAACUUAGUAUCCAUUCGCUACAAAACGAACAAGAACGUGUUCAAAAGAAAACUUUUACCAAGUGGAUUAACAUUUAUUUAUCAUUACAUGAGCCGCCGUUUUUUAUCAAUGAUCUUUUUGAAGAUCUUAAAGAUGGAACAAAACUUGUUGCAUUAUUGGAAGUUCUCUCAGGACAAACUAUACCUAUAGAACGUGGUACUAAACGAGCUCAUUAUGUGAGUAAUGCAAGUAACGGAUUGAAAUUUCUUGAAAGCCGAAAAAUUAAACUAGUCAACAUACGUCCAAUUGAUAUUGUCGAUGGGAAACCAACUAUUAUUUUAGGAUUAAUAUGGAUGUUAAUUUUAUGUUAUCAGAUUGAAGAUUCAAGUAUGUUCGAUGGAGACUCCAAAGAUCCUCGUAUUAAAGCUAAAGAUGCUCUACUCGAAUGGGUUCGAAAGAAGACACGAGGAAAAAUCGAUGGAUGGGAUGUUAAAGAUUUUACAUCCAGUUGGCGUGAUGGCUUUGCGUUUAAUGCUUUAAUAUAUUCCAUUCGGCCUGAACUAGUUGAUUUAAAUCGUAUUUCACGAAUGGAAGUUCGAGAACGAUUAGAAAAUGCGUUUUAUGUUGCUGAACAACAUCUUGGUAUACCUCGUCUGAUUGAUGCCGAAGAUGUUGAUGUAACCAAGCCAGACGAAAAGUCGAUUAUGACUUAUAUCGCUCAAUUCUCUCGCCGAUUCCCUGAUUUGCCUUUCGGAUCGAUAAACAAAGAACAUGGUGAACUUCUUCGUUGGCUAACAGACACUCGACAACGUUUGACGCACGCUAUUGAAGCACCCAUCACAGACAUUCAAGCUGAAUAUAAAGAGUACGCGAAACAAGCUAAAGAAUUUGUUGAAAAGCAAAAGCAAUGGAAGGCAUUCGAACGCAAAGAAUCCAAAUCUCCACUUUUUCCCGGUGAAAAAUUGAAAGAAUUAAAAGAUCAAUUUGACGACAUAACUCAAAGAAUGAAUCGGUGGCAACAGAAAAUAGAUUUUAACCUACCUGGAGAACUUCGUUCUAUAGCCGAAUGGAUCUAUCGAGCUGAAGAGGUUUUAGCACGAGGACUUAAUUUUGAUCCGGCAACUUUAGUACCCGAAGAAAAUCUUCAGCGUUUCACUCAACUCUAUAAAGAACAUGUGGAUAUUUUUGCGGAUAAAGAAAGUAUUGCAACUAAAUUUCAACGUCUAAAAUGUGAUCCAUCUAUUGUUAAUCAACAAGUAGCAAUAGAACAUCUGAACAGUUUAGAUGAACGUCUCAACAUUAUCAUAGUCAGUAGCAAUGAACGAGGAUAUUAUUUAGACUUCGAACAAAUACAUUGGAAAGUACAAAUACAUUUUGCUCAAUUAGAACAUUUAAUGGAAAUUUUAAAUAAAAAACAAGGCAAUCUAGCACAAGCAGAACAAUUAUUUCAAGAAUAUAAAAGUAAGAUUCACGAUGAGAAAAUUAUUGCGAUUAUUGAAAGUCUCUUACCGGAAUUAACACGUAGAGCACAAAAUUAUGGCCAAUUACGAAAGAAAGACGAUCAAACAUCGAAAGGUUUUAAUGCCUAUUGUGAAUGUGUUCGUAAAACAUUAAAGAGUGCUGCGCUUGAUCUUAAAACAAAAGAGCAUAUGCUACAAGAAACAUUGGAUAAUUGGAAAGUCUAUCUCAGUUCAUAUGAUCAACUGGAACGAUGGUUAAAUGAAGGUGAUCAAGUGCUUCAACGUUCAUCACAAGAAAAACUAGCUUAUUUUGCAAAUAUAAAUCAUUGGGCUGAAACGCAUGAAAAAUUACGUAUAGCAAUUGAAAGUUUGAUGUCCGUAUGUGACGAUGACAUUGUUGCUGGUUUACAUAAGAAAUUUCUAUUUAUCAAUCGUCGAUGGAAAGAAAUAUUCGAUCGUGUUCAUCAAUUUGAACACGAUGAAUCCAUUAAGAAGAAACGUGACGAAUUUUAUGCUGGCCGCUCGAAUGUAUUGGAUACAUUAGAUAAAAUCGAUGCUGAAAUGCAGACAUAUUUACCAUGUACAAUUAAAGCACUUAAAGAGCAAGAAAAUCGUCUUUAUAAAGCACAAUCAGGUAUUGAUAUGUUGAAUGAUAAUAUUCAAGCUCUUGCUAAAUUAAGUCAAGUCAUAGCACGUGAAAGCGGUGAAACGUUUUCGACAAGUGAAAUGAAUUCUAUUUUACAAACAUGUUUUGAAAAAUUACGUCGAAUACAAGAACAUCUACCGUUAACAUUAAAACGAAAUAAAACAAUGCUUGGACAUUUACAAAAAUUUGAAGAUGGCCUACAAAAAUGUCAGCAAUGGUUCAAUGAAGCUAAACAGCUAAUCAGUCGAUAUUCGAUUCAAGUGCCCGUUAAACGUAUCGAAGAUUUUCUUGAACAGCAUAGAAAUUUUUUUGCUGAAAUUGGCUAUUAUCAAUCAUUACUUGAAACCAAGGGAAAAUUAAUUCAAGCCAUGAAAAAAUCCAAUGAGAAUUUAAUUCCACUCGAUUUUUCUCCCGUCGAUGAACAAUAUCGGCAAUUAGCCGAUAUCUUUGAACAAAUAAAUCAACAAGCAUGCUAUUGGGAAAAAGAAUUCAGUCAACAUUCUCAAUUGUGGAAAGAUUUUCAUCAACGUCUAAAACAUUUAGAAGAAUGGAUAGAUAAAGCGCAAACUGUUGUGAAAGAAAAACACGAGGAUUAUGCUUAUCUUAUUCGUAAACAUAAAGAUUUUUUUCAAACAAUCGACGAUGAAAUUCUACAUGGUUUUAUUAAGUCCGGACGUGAACUAUUACAUAUACGAGAUAAAAUGGAACAAAAGGAAAUUCAAUUUUUAAUGGAUACACUUGAAAACAAAUGGAAUACAAUUAUUUGUUACGCUCCAGUGCGUCUAUUACGUUUACAAUUCGAACGUAUCGAAAAAGUAGUCGUACAAGAAUUAGAACAAGCCGAAAAUGAACUUAACGAUGAACUUAAACAACUAGAACGACAACAUGAUACAACAGAAAUUUUACGACGCCACAAUGAACGUUUUCAAUUGAAUAAUUUUCAUCCGACUAUGGAAAUUCAUAUGAGAGAUUUACAAACAUUUGCAAAUGAUAUUCGUACGAAAGAACAAGGACAAACAUUAGUUAGUCAUGAAAAUGAACAAAUCGAUCAGCGUGCAAUUAAAUUAAAUAACUAUUGGGCUAAUAUGCAAGCGAAAAUUGAUAAUGUUAGAAGAAAACUUCAAACUAUACCGAAGAAAUGGCAAGAAUUUGAAGAGAAAUUUCAUCAUGUUGAGAGUUGGAUGGCAACUAUUGAACGAUCCAUGGCUAAUACGCAGAAUACUGAUAUACCUUUAGAACAGUAUAAAGUGGUUGUCAAUAAAUUUAAGAAUGACUUUCAACAAAUCGAUACAAUAUCUGCUUAUACGAAAGCAUUACCGUUGAUCCUUAACGAGCUUAUCGAAGAGCAAGCUACUGAUGAACCUGCUCGUUAUCGUCAACGACUCGAUGCGCUUUUAUCACGCUAUAAACAGCUAUGUGUUUCUAUUGAAGAAACAUCUCAAUACUGUUCUGUUAUAAUUCCAGCUAAAGUAAUUCAUGAAAAUAGUUUACAAUUAAAUACAUUUUUAACUAAUAUAUCAAAUGUACCAAUGAACUUCCGUGAUGUAUCGGAUGUUCGUAGUAGCUUACAAGAGCAAACUCAGGUCUAUCAUAAUUUACAAAAUUAUGCACAACAAAUCAAUGAACUUGUUACACGUGGACAAGAAAUAAUGAAAUUACCUUUAGUACCGAAAUAUGUUCAACACGAUGUACAAAAUACACAAAAAGUUUAUAACGAUAAAAUGCAAUCAGCAGAAGAAUUAUUAGAAAAAUUGAAACGUUUACUUGAACUUUGGGAACGUUUUGAUGGAAAUAAACGCCGUUAUCAACAACAAGCGGAACGAUUGCAUAAUGAACUUUCGCUGCUGAGUUCCAAUCGAAAUUCAAUUACUUCGUUUAAAAAUGAAAUCGAUAGUUGUCAACAUCUUCGAAAUUCCUAUGCAGAAUUAAAGCCAUUAGUUGACGAAACAGGACAAACUUUACAAACUAUCUCAUCGAAUAAUUUAUUACCUUAUGCAAAUUUGCAAACACUUAAAACUGAUUAUGAUAAUAUGCAAGAAGAUUUCUUUGAAAAACUACGAAUAACUGAGGAAAUUUUACAAGAUUUAAUAUCGGAUAAUCAGAAAUGGAUGCAAUUUAAUGAUGAUCUUAAACGUUUAGAAUCGUUUUUUAAAGAAACAAAUGCAGUGUUGGAGACGAAAUUGCUCGGAGAAACAUCAUUGGAAGAUAAACAACAAUUAUUAGAGCGUAUUCGUAUUGAUGUCUCUGGAUAUUUACAUGCAUUAUCAUUGUUACAUUCUGAUGGCUCAAAUCUUGAAACACUUCGCUCGAAACCGAAAGAUCUAAGAAAUACUUUGACUCGUUUAAAUCAGUUACGUGCAUUAGCUGAAACAACAUCUAAUAAAAUAAAUCGAGAAGAAGAACAAGUAGUACAAUCUCGAACACACGUUCAAACUUCACAGCGUUAUAUUCAACAAUUACAACCAUGGAUCGAACAAACAGAAUAUUAUCUUAAUAACCGUUUUGAGCAAACUGGUGCUUUGAACCUAAAUGAUGCUAAACAAUUACUUGAUAAACAUAAAGAAUUUCUCGAAGAACGUCGUCGUAUGUUAACCAUAUUUAAUAAUCUACACAAUGAAGAACAUAAUGUAGCUGAUCAAAAGGAACUACAAUUGUUAAUUAAAUCUUUAUCAACACGUUGGGCGAACAUAGUCUCACGAUCUGAUGAAUUAGCAUCCAUCUAUAAUGCACAAUAUCGCGCAUGGGGUGCAUUUGAUUCUGAAUUAAAUGCUUUUCGCGAUGGAACUCUCUUUGACUUUGAACAACGAGCCCAUAAUAUCGUAUUAGUAGAUUUUAAUAAAUUAUUGGAUCUUAAUCGAAUCAAUUCAUUACUUAAUGAUAUUCGAUUACUUGUUGAAAAUAUUACUCAUCAUUCAGUGAACUGCAAUAGUUUAAUGAAGCAAUUUAAAGAUUUAAAACAAUAUAGUUCACCGGAAGGUCAACGAAUACUCAAUGAAGAACAAUUAACAAUUGAAAAACGAUGGAAUGACCUCAACCGACUUAUGAUAGACCGACUUCGUGAAACUGAACACUUGUUUGAAUCUCGAAAAUCGUUUCAUAGUCGAUUUGAAUCGUUUGAACGUAGUGUACGCGAUGUUGUUGAACAAAUUGAAAAUCAUGGACAAAUUCAAAGUGCAACAUGGAAUCAAACGUUGCAACGUUUACACCAAAUCGAAAAACAAUUACAACCUGUUCAAACUUUGCUUUCAACAGUUGGGCAUGAUCUAGCUGAACUGGAAGUUGCCGGCUUACCUAAAGCGGAAUUACAAACUAUACAAAGUGCUUAUGAAGCUCAUCGACAACGAUUACAAAUUUACGAAAAUAUCUUACAAAAACGUAUUGAUUUAUUAACACGCUUUGAAGAACAUAUAAAUCGUUCGAAUGAACUACGAAAUAAAUUACAACAAAUAAACGAUGAUUUACAACAAAAACAACAACUUAAAAUUCAAGAUAUCGAUGGAAUUAAAACUCAAAUUGAACGUUACACAACUGAUCUACGUGCAAUUCAAUCGGAGAGUAGUAUAUUGGAUCGUCUCAUGGAAGAAAGUAAUACAACAAUAACAGAUUCAACAACAAAUCGAACCAUCUUCUUUACGGUUGAAAGUCGUAGUAUUCAAAAUCUAAUCGAUAUGGCUGAAAAUAAACUUAUCCAACGUCGUACUCAAACUCAAGAAAUAAAUCAAUUAGUCGAAGAUUUUACUCAAGCCCAUAGCAAUUUACUUUCACGUAUUAAUAUUCUGUCCGGCAAUCUUCGUUCAUCUCGCCUUUCUGGCUACUCUAUUCAUGAUAUUGAAGAUCUCAUGAUUAUCAUCAAGCGCUUACAAGACGAAAUCGAACAUGAACUUGAUCCACUAUUCAAACAACUCGUACGAACAUCGAUAAACUCAGCGACCGAAAUCGAAGACGUCUUACAAAAAACUCAAAUCGAAUGGGAAAAACUAAAUCUUGAAGCAAAUGAACGUCUCUAUGUUCUACAACGAACACAUACAUUAUUCAAUGAAAUCGAAGUGCUUGAAAAACAAAUUGAAACAACUAUUCAUCAUGUUGAAUUAAUUCUAAGUGAAACUAUGAAUAGCUCGAAUUCAUUUCAACAAGCAAAAAAUCAUUUGAAAAAAUUAAAACAAAUUCAAUUAGACCAACAUCAGAGUGCCGAACAUGAUAUGGCAAUCUGCCAAAAGCGUCGUGAUGAAUUCAUCGAUCUAUUGCAAUCAUGGUAUGAAAUGAAUUGGUCCUCGUAUUUUAAUCUAUCAGAUUUACAAGCAAAAAUGCGUCAAACAUUUGAAGCUGAUGUACCUGAUCAUAUUAAACAUACGGAAACAAUUUGUAGUUAUUUGCAAACUAUUGAAAAAAUUCAAAAAGAACUCGAUACAAAAGUUCAUGGACUUGAUGAAUUAGCAUCGAAAAUGACGGAAAAUAUUGAUCAAAAUCGUUUUCUUGAAGUCGUACAAACUCAACGUCCAAUUGUAGCUAAUUUAUUGAGUCAAUACGAUGAACAGUUACAUCGCUUAGAAACAAAUUGUAAUCAACAUAAUUUCAGUAGAUUAGAACAAUUUCGUCAUAGUAUUAAUGAGCGUAUAGAAAUUUUUGAUUUUCAAAUAAAUCAAUCUGUUGAAAACGAACGAAAUAUUCAAGAACAAAGUUCAAGAUUAUUAUCCGAUCUUGAUUCACUUAAUCCAUUACUCUUAAAGCUAACUGAACAACGAGAAUCAUUCGAGAAAAUUUUCAAUGAAACUGAAUCAAUCGAUAACUUUGUUAAACUUCAUCAACAAAUAAAACAAAUUCAAAAUGAACUUACAUUAUUAUUUAGUUCGCAACUUCAACGAUUAAAUGAAAGUAUUCAACAUUACACAAAUAAUAAUAUUCGCCAUGAAAGUACACAAUUAUCAACAACACUAAUGAAUAUUAAUAAUCGUUAUAGAAUAUUAAGCCAAGACAUAAACCGUUUUAGUGAACGUAUCGAUGAACGUAUUGAAAGUGAAACAAAUAAUUCAAUAGAAACUUAUAGGAAAUAUAUAGAAGGCUUACGUGUUAAAUUAACAAGAUUAUCUAACGAUCAUCGUUUAACUAUUGAUGUUAAACAACGAUUGUUAAACGAAAUUUCCCAGACGUUGACCAAUGGUCGUAGUUACGUUCAUCAAGCUAUUGAACAUAUAAAAUUAACACGAAAUUUAUUAAAUAAUGAAUAUAAUAUUAACGAAAUCGAUGAUGAAUGUCAAGCUAUUGAUGAUGAAUGGGUCGAGUUUAUUAGUGAUUUCGAUGAUCAAAAACAAGAAAUAAUUAAUAUUGAAAAUGAAAUUAAAAAGUUAGAUUUAACAGUAAUUGAUAUUCAUGAAUGCUUGAAACAGCAAGAAAAUGUUUUUCAAUUAAUGACCACAAAUCAAUCGACGCUUACAUUAAAAGUAGAAAAACUUGAGCAAAUAAAGAUUCUUAUUCGAAACUUGGAAACCAAUAUCGAUCUUAAACAAGAAUUAAAACAACUUGAAAGUAGAGUUUCAACUGUUCCGUUAAUUCAAAGUUAUAAUCAAUGUAUGGAAAAACGACAACAAUUACUUUCCAAUGCUCAAGAUGCAUUACGUCACGCAUCAGAAGCAGUUGAAUAUCAUGAACAUUUUGAAACAAUAUCAGAGCGAUUUCACCUAUGGAUGGCAGAUGCUGAAAAUCGAUUAGAACAACACACUUCAACUAACGAAAUGAGAACAGAUUAUGCUAUUGAAGAACACUAUCGAAGUGUAGAGGAUUUAAUCAAUGAAAAUAUCGAUGGCGAAAGUCUUCUAUCAAAUCUUGAUGAUUGUCUUGAACAAGUAUUUAAAACAACAUCCAUUGAAGGUCGUGCACAAUUAAAAUAUAUCUUAACUGAAUAUCAAACACGCUGGUCGAACUACAAUAUAAAACAAAAACAAUUAAAACAAAUGAUCCAUAAUGUUAAAAUCGACCGAAUGGAAAUCGAUGAAACAUUAAAUGAAAUCAAUGAUUGGAUAACUGAACAUCGCUUUAAACUUAACGAAUUAACAAAUAAUUUAAGUUUACGCGAUGAAAAUCGUAAACGUUUAUAUCAAUUAAAAUGCUUCUCCAAUGACAUCAAUGUUAAACAAGCAUUAUUGAAUACAUUGAAAGAAAAAAUUCCUGACAACGAUCGAUUUGAUCUAAUUCAACAAGUCUUACAAGAAUUUCAAGAAGAACUUCGAGUUAAAACCAACGCAUUGGAAGAAUUUGUUCGCACACAAAUUCUAAUCGAAGAUAGUAAACAAUCAAUAAUGGAAAAAUUAAAAUUUUUCAUGGACCGUCUAUCGUUAUGUACGAAAACAGAUUGCGAUUUAGAUACAUUACAAAGUCGCUUAAGUAAAAUUGAGGAAUAUAAAAUUGAAUUAGAAGAUCUUGAAAAAGAUUUCAAUCAAAGUUAUGAACAAUAUCAAUCGAUCAUCGAAUAUAAUUUAAAUUCAAUGGUCAAAUUAAAUUAUCAACAGAAUUUUGAACAAAUGCAUUUAGUUAUUGAUAAUGGUAAACAAACGAUUGAACGUGCUAUUUUAGAGCUAAAACAUCUAUGUAAUAUAUGGUAUCAAUAUGAAAAACAUAAUAAAACAUUUGUUUCAUGGUUGAAUCAAACUGAAAAUCAAUUGACUGCGUUCAUAGCUACGAAUGGCGAUGACGAUGAAUGUACGAUUGACUAUUUAAAUCAAUUAAGUGAAACUAUUGCCGAUAAAGACAAACAAUUGAAACAACUGGAAGAACUUGAGUCUUCAAUUAAUGAUUAUGAUUGGUCGAGACAAGCACACAAUACAUCGAUUUUAAGAGAAAGAAUUAUUGUACUUCUCGGUCAAUGCAAUAGUCAAUUAGAACGAGCUCAACAAGCAGUUAAUUUCAAUCAACAAUGGCAGAGUUUGUUGGCUAUAAUUCAUACCUCGUUUGAAACUUACCAAGAGCAAUUGAUGGGAAUUCGUCAAGAACAAAAACCCUUAGUUCAUCUUGAUGCGAUCCAAGAUAUUCAACAGAGUCGAUUACAAUGUGAACAAAAUAUGAAACAAUUAGAAACAUUGGCGACAAGUGGAUUUACUCAUUCAACUAAAAAAGAAUCUAUUCGAACGCAAAUACGAUCAUUAAAAAUUCAAUUGAACGAACUCAAUGAAUUAUUUUCAACAAUUCAACAAGAUUUACGAACACGUUCACAAGCUUGUGAACUCGUUCAAACAUGUAUCGAUGAAAUAAAUCAAUUUCUUGAUUCAUUGGAAACACAAUCAAACGAUAAUGAAAUACUUUCCGUCACAUGGAUUCAAUAUUUACGCAAUCAAUUGGAUCAAUUUGAUGUCAAAUCCAAACGUUUGCGUACAGUUGAUUCAUUUUUAAGUCAUUGUACAACUGAAUUAAUGCGUUCUUUUGAAUUCAUGACCAAUCGAUUUCAAGUAACACGCAAAGAACUUGAAACAUUUAUCAAUGACAAUGAAAUAUUCUUCACACGUCAACAAGAACUCGAUGUCUUUCUAGUCGAGUUAGAUCGACACUUAAAUUAUUUAACAACAAAUUAUGAAGCAUUUGAAAGUAUUCAUAGAGACAAUCGAAGAGAAUUAGACAUUAAACUCGAUAAACACCAACAAUUAUUUUAUUCAAUAAAAGAAUUCGACAAACAAAUUGCACAUGUUCGCAGUAAAACAUAUGAAGCUGGCUUGAAAAGUUCAUUGGAAGAAUCUGUACAAAAACGUUUGCAGCAUCUUGAACAAGAUUCAUCAUUAUUACAAGAAAAAGCUAUGCAAACAUUUACAUUUAUAACAACAGUUAAAUUUGAAUGUGAACAAUUAGUAGCUGACAUUAAGCAAAUGAAUGAUUGGUUAAAACUAACAGAUCAACAAUUAAAUAAAUAUUUAAUUAUUAAUCUUAGCACAGCUGAAGAGAAAACUGAUGCUGCAAAACGUAUGCUUGAAAAAUUGGAUGAUUUCGCAAUUCAAGAAGCUCAUCGCGAACAGAUGAAACAACGUUCGGAUGGCCUAUUUAAGAUCCUAGACGAUGCUCCACUUCAAGCUAGUCUCGAUGAUCUUGAUCAAACAUUUUCAGCAUUGAAACAACAAAUUCAACACCGUUAUGAAACAUUGAAUCGAGCUGCACAUCAUCAUGCUGAUUAUGAUCUUCGUUUAAAUAGUCUUUUCGAAACAUUAUCAACACUACAAACAACAUUUCAUCAUAUUCGACAACAAGAAAUUCAUGCUGAUAUUUUACAUCAACUUCGACAUUUUAAAACCGAACGAGAUGAUUUCGAAGAAGAACUUCGUCGAAUAUCCUUUAACAAUGAACAAAUCCUAUCCGAGACUUCUAUUGAAGGUAGUGAACAUCUUAAAUUGAAAUUAAAACAACUUCAAACUAAAUGGAGAACAUUAAAUAACGAUAUUCAAUCUUUUGAAGAAAAACUAGCUCGACAAGAUGAAGAACAGCGUUUGGUCUUAAAUGAACAAACAACAAUCGAACAAACAUUAAAUAAUAUUCAACAACAAUUGCAAACAUUCGAUCAACAAUUUCUAAAUGAUUAUACAACAUCUGAUUUAGUCCGACAACGUCUUCAACAUAUGACAAAUACAUUAAGCAGUGUAGAAAAAUUUCAUUUACAUUUAUUGUCUCCAUCAUCAUCGACAGAUACAACUGUUAUUGAACGUGCACAACAUUUAUCAUCGUUUCAUGAACAAUUAAAAACAUCAACUCAGAAAAAACUCAAUGAAUUAAAUCAUAUUGAAAGAUAUUCGAAUGAAAUUAUUUCUUGUCAACAAACACUACAGAAUUUAGUUGAUGCUUGCUCAAUACGUUUACAAACAUUUCAUGGGGAGAAAUCAAGAAAUGAAAUCUAUAUUAAACGUAUCAUAACGGCAUUUGAAGAUCAUCGAAAUCGUUUGAGCGAUGUAGUAGUCAAAGCAAAAGAUCUAAAAAAAAAUCUACAUGAAGAAUGUCUUUCAAAAGAAUUAGUUAAAAUUCUCAUGGAUAAAAUUGAUCAAAUGAUUGUUGAUGCUGAACGUUGUUCAAUAAAUUUAAUUCAAACCGUAAAUGAAUGUCAACAUUUACAAGAAUUAAUCGAGGAACAAAGAGAAUCAAUACAACAUAUUCAACAAUCAUUGAUUAUGAUUGAACAAACAAUUGAUGGGUUUAUGUUAAAACAUUCAAUUGAAGAAAAAAUACUACAGAAAGAAGAGCUUAAACAUUUACAAGAAGAUUGUCUUGAAUGUGGUAGUCGAUUAGUUCAAAUCAAUGUUCGUCUUGUUGAUAAUCAUAUUGACGAUGGCCAAAUGGUUAUGAUUACCAGUGAAACAAAGAGAAAAUGUGAUGAACUCGUUAAAAAUAUCGAACAUCUUCUUCUAUCCUGUGACGAGAUUAUCAUUAAACAAACAACAUUUGAUGAAACAUAUAACGAUGUGCGAAAAUCUAUUGAAAGUCUUCAUGAAAAAUAUCAAAGUAGUCUCGAAUUGGAUAGUGGUGUUGCUGAAUUAAGUGCACUCUUAUCUGAAUGUGAUUCAUUACGUGAUCGAUUAGAUUUCAUGGCAUCGUCCUAUAAUACAAUCGAUACACAAUUGCGUACACGUCGUUCAUCAAUGACGACGACGACGACGACAACGACAACAACAUCACCAAAUAGCAAUAAUAAUUCAUUACUGUUAUCACCAUCAGUACAUAAUCAUACAAUGAAAGCCAUGUUACAACAAACAAAAGAUGAAUUUAAUCGUCUUGUACAAACAUUACGUUCAUCGAAACAAACCAUCGAAUCAAAACAACAACGUUUACAAACAUUAAAUAAACAACUGAAUGAUAUUGAACAUGAAUACGAAUUAAUAAUCGUAAAAACAAAAUUACCUGACAUUGAAGAAAUUAUUAAAGAUGAUCAAUAUGAAUAUAAAGAUGAAUGCCAAAGAAAACGAUUAUUAAUUCAAGAUAUUGAACCAAAACAAAAUCGUUUACAAACAAUUGCAAAUGAAGCUAACGAUUUAAAUGAUUUACAAUUAGCAACCAAUGCUAAACGUUUAAUAAAUCAAUUUGAUCAUUUAUGUCGAGAUCUUUCGGCUCAUCUCGAUGAAAGUGAACGUCGUUAUGAAAUACUUCUAAAAUUUACAAACGAUUGUUCACUACUACAACAAUCUCUUCAAACAAUUCAAAAUCAACUUUCACCGAUUUCCGAUACCUACGGUGACAAAGAAAUACUUGAAGACAAAAUGAAAAAGUUAAUGGACAUUAAAAACAACUAUCGCGAAUUGACAUAUUCGUUACAAGACAUCGAACAAAUGACAAGUCAAGUGCUCACGUUAGUUGGCCAAAACGGUAAACAAUCUAUACGUCGUGAAUGGGAACGUGUACAAGUUAAAUCCCAUCAAAUCAACACAACUAUUCUCAAGAUCGAACAACAAUUACAAAAUUGUAUUACUGAUUGGUUAACAUUUUCAAAAGAAAGUGAACAAUUGUCAUAUGAACUUACUGAUCUAGAGUCAUCAUUGAAAAUGAUGAAUAUUCGAGUUCAAAAUGAUGGACAAACACCUGCUGAAGUUUUACGAAAUAUGAAAAAUGACUUAGAUUUGAUUGAAAGUAAACUAAAUAGUCUAAAUCGAUUUGCAACUGAUUUAUCUCAACGAACUCAAGAAACAGAUCUAUUAGAACAUUUACAACAUUUACAAGCAUUUAUACAACGAUUAAAACUCUUAUUGAAAGAGUUGUUACGCAAAGCAACCGAUGGUCAAACCAAAUAUUCGCUAUAUUCUCAACAAAUGAAUACCUACAAUCAAUUACUUGAUGAAUGUGAAUUACAUCUAAAUAAAAUUAUCGAUGAUGUUGACGUAUGGAAUGAUAAUCAGAAAUCCUUGUCAGCUGAAACUAUUCAAACCACAUCAAAUGUUUUAGAAUCGUUGAUUAAUAAUCAACCUGUCGUUCAACGAGAAGCUAAUUUAUUGAAUGAAGUAACCGAAUCGUUGAUAGAUUCAGUGGAAAAUACACACUUUUUCCGUCAAAGUUGUGUAACAAUGCAAACUCGACAAACACAUAUUUUUCAACGAGCUAAUACAAUUGAAAAUCAAUUAGAUAAUCUAUUACAACGUAUGAAUGAUAUUAAACGAUUAGCAACGAAAAUUACCGAGUCACAUACAAACGUAGAACGGAAACUAAAACAAAUCCAUGAUUUAGUUGUAACAACAAAUGCAGAUGAAAAACAAGAACGAUUGAUUCGCGUACAGACUGAAUUAGAAAUCUUACAUGAAAAUGAUGGUCAUCUUCGAGAAUUAGCCGAUAUGAUCGAUCGUUUACAACCGAAUAUAUCUGAAUUUCUCAGUGAUUUCGAACGAAUCAAUGUUAAACAAGAACAACUGAAUGAUGAAGCUAAAGCUCUUGAAAAUAAAUACCGUGCGGAAUACGAUUCCUUAAAACAAUGGAUUGAAAUCCAACAAAAACUAGAACAUACAUUAACUAAAACAACUAAAGAUUACGAACAAAUAACACAAUAUCAUACUCUACUUCAAUUAGAUGAAUUCUCGAAAAAUCUAGCAUUGAAUUUAAAUAUACAUGAAUAUAUUGAAAAUCUCUUACAAGACGCAAGACAAGCAAUUGAAUCAUUAGACCAGUCAAGUCAAAAUAAUAUUCUUCGUAGUGUUCAACAGUACCAUUUACGUUGGAAUGAUCUUCGAGAACAUUUAAAUAAAUGUCUGCAAGAAACAGAGAAAAUUCGUAAUCAAACUCAAAAUCUUAUCCAAGAUUGUGAUAUACAUUUAAAAAAAUGCUUACAUUUCAUUGCAACAUUAACCGAUAUUCGCAAUGAUUCUACACAAAUAUCGAAUGAUAAACUUGAAAAAUUAAGAACUGAACAUGUUAAAAUUCUCGAUUCUUUAACUUUAACAAUUGAAAAUAAUCUUUCAAUAGCGAAAGAUUUAAAUCUUAUUCUUAGCAAUGAACCACGAUUACGACAUCAAAUGGAACAAUUAACUCAAAUGCGCAAUAAACUCAAGGAGCAAUUCAAUUUAACAAUUCAACAAUUCGAAGAAUUAGUUGAACGAUUUAAUUUUGCAAUCAACGAACAUGAUACUCUCGAAAAGCGACUUACAACAAUACUGCGUGAUAUUGAACAAUGUUCAAAUCUUACUGGAGAUAAUUUUACUUCUCAAACACGUCAAUAUUUAAAUGAAUAUCAAACUAUUCAACGAUCAAUUAUAAUUGAUUUACAAAAGUUAUCUGAUCACAAUCUUCUAUUAUCUUCUGAUGUCAAAGCAACAGAAUAUCUUCAAGAACGUUACAAUAAUUUAAAAGAAAUUCAUCUAAGUUUAGAACAAAAAGUCAAUCAUUUGCGAGAACGCAUUAAUGUUUCAUUAUCAAUCAACGUUAAAAUCGAUGAUAAUAUUCGACAAAUAAAACGUAAACUCAUUUUAUAUGAAACUGAUCUUAAUCAUUUAAGAAAUGAAAUACCCAAUUCAGUAUCUGAUAAACGUAUACGUGCCGAAUUAGCAGUGACGGUUUACAACGAUCUUCAAAUCGUUGAAAAUCUUCUUGAAGAAUUAAUUCAUGAUGCUGAACGCGAAUGUGAAACAUCAACAGAAAACAUUCUAGCAUUAAGUGAAAUUAAAAUUCAGCAUGAACAAAUGCUUUGCGAAUUUAAAGAACAAGUUGAUAAUUCAAAUUUAAUUUUUAAUGAACAUUUUAAUUAUGGUGAAAGUGCACGAACACUCAGAUCAUUCAUCGCGGAUGUUACUACGGAAUUAUGUAAUCUUGAUAAACAACCAAUUUCGACUAUUGAAAAAGCAAGGGAACUAGUUGAGUCGAAAGUUGUGCAAGUCCAGCGCUUAAAAGUACGCUACGAUGAAUUGCAACCAAUUCUCGUUCGUGUUCAAAAAGCUACAGCGUCCGAUGGUCAACAUAAAUUGCUGGACGAAAAUCAAUUUCUUUUUGACGCAUUGCAAUCGUUAGAAAAUCAGCUCUCAACCAUUCACUCAUUAUGUCUGGACAAACAACAAGCAUGGCUCGAAUUUAAACUUCGUUUUGAUACAACAUAUUCAUCGUUUCAUCAAAUUAUUGAACUCUAUCAACAAAAUAAUCAUGAACUUGAUUCAUUAAAAGACAUUCAAAAUGAAUUACUCCUUCUACAAGACCAUAUUGAUUAUCUUUUACAAAUAAAAUCAACUCGUUUUUCAAUUCUGACACCGAACGAUAAUCUAUUCUUUUUGGAUACAACUAUUGAAUAUGAUUUAUCUCAAUUGCAAACAACAUAUCGUCUUAGAUUAAAUCAAAUUAAUCAAGAAAUCGAACAAACAACAGAAAGCAAACUUAAAGAUGAACGAUUGAAACUGUUCAUAAAAUCAAUGGACGACAGUUUAAAUUCACAAGAAGAAACUCUUAAUAAAAUUUCCUAUCAAAGACAAUUAGAUAAUGAAACAACUUUUGAAAAUUUAGCUCAACUAUUUCAACAAAUCGAACAAAUGCAAAUACAAUUGAAAGAAUUAUCGAAAAAUUUCAAUCAAAUUUCUAACAAUAAUACAAUCGAAGAAUUGAAAAGCAAACUCGAAAGAUUACGAUCACAAACCAACGAUGAACAUAUUGCUUUCAAUCGUUUAAUCAAUGAAUAUAAAUCUUUGAAUCAAAUGGUAGCAAAUUAUAACGAACUAAAUGAACAAAUCAAUGAAUGUAUCGUCAAUAUUUUACAAUAUGCUGAUAGCCGAUCGAGAUUGCUUACACCCGAACCUGACCAACGUUCGCCGACGGAUCAACUUGUUCAAUUGAAUAUUUACAGAAUUCAAAUUCAAGAACAAUUAAACAUUAUUGAACAUUCGAGUAAAGCUACGUCGACAUUUAUUUAUGAGCGCUUUCAACAAUUACAUCAAGAUAUACUUACAUUAAGAGAUGAAAUCGAAUCUAUUCUCGAAAAAGAAAACGAAACAACAUCAUUUCAAAAUAAAGUCGAUCGGUUAAUUGAAACUCUACAAACUGAAUUUGAUCGUUCACCGAAAUUUUCUUCUCUAUUAACAAAUGAAGCAUUCGAAGUCUAUCAAAAAUCAUCCAACAAUUAUCUGCAAACAAUGCAUAAUCUCGAAAAUGAAAUUGAAAACAUUAUUGAACAAUUUCAAGAUGCUGGCUUAGUUCGUCAAUACAACAUUCGAUUAGAUCAAAUCAAACAAGAAAUAAUUCAAAUUGAAUCGAAUAUUACAAAUCAAAUCGAACAUCUUCGACAAGGACUUGCCGAACAAAACAAUCUUCAAACUCGAAUUCAUUCAAUUAUUGAAGAUUUGAAUAUUUGUGAAAACCAACUCACAGAUAGAGUAUCUAUGAAAGAACAUCAACUCGAGCAGAAAUUACAAGAAGUACAAAUCAUGCUCGAAGCUAUUGAGUCUACAAUUGAUGAUGUUUCUAUGCAAUCGAAAUCAUUGGAACAAGAAUAUUCAGUUCCACAACAACAAACACAAAUAAAAGAUAUUCAACUUCGUAAACAACGUGUUGCACGACUCAUCCAAGAAACAUCUCAAUAUCUUGAUAUGAUACACAAUAAAAAGCAAGAACGUCAUAAUCUUCUUGAACAAUUAACCAAUUGGCUUGAAUUGAAACAAAAACUAUGUUCCACUUUAAUUCAAAUACCACUAGGAAACGAUUAUUCAUCGCUUGAAUCGCAAAUAAUUCGAAUUCAAAGCGAACAUAAUGCCAUGGGUGAAGGUUAUACGAUUUUAAAAUCUAUUGAAGUUUUACAAAAUGAUUUAAGAAAAAUAACUACUGAUGAAGAUAAUAUAAUGCUAACUGAACUUCUACGACAUUAUCAUGGCCAAUUGAAAACAUGUGAUUUAUCGUUUGUCGAAAUAAUAUCUACUAUUCGACAAAUACAAAUCAACGUGAGCAAAUAUGAUGAUAGUUGUCAGGAAGUUGAAAAUACAAUUAAACAGCAACAUGCAUUAUUUCAACAAUUUAUUGAAAAUAAUCAUAACAUUUCACCGGAUAAUCUCAGUCAACAAAUACAAAUAUUAAAAAAUCUACAACGUGAAAUCGAAACAAAAACAAAUUCAAUGAUUGAUACAUUAACGUACACGAAAAAAGAUGUACCAGUAAAUGAGACUAAACUUGAACGUUUACUAUAUGAUAACCAGCAAUUGAAAUCAGCAAUUCUUAAUGAAAUUAAUCAACGAGAAUCUCUUCUUGCUCAAUAUACUGAGUUUCUUACUGAAAUGACACAAACGCAAACCAAUGCUAUAUCUCUUGCACAACAACCUGAUGCUUCUAUAUCCGACGAAGAUUAUAUGACAAUAAAACACGAAUCAGAAGAAAUAUUACAGUCGUUUGGCGCAGCCAUAAUAGUCGGCCAUCGUUUACUUGAUGAUUAUUCUCAAUACAAACAAUUCUGUCGAUCAAUUAAAUCAGCACUUGAAUUAAAUGAACAAAAUCGCGAAACAUUUGAAUAUGCUAUAAAAAAUAAUGAAACUAUCUAUUUAACUGGCGUAGAAAUACGACAAGAACAGGAUGAAAUAGUUAGAAAUCUACAACAACAAGUAAUGCAUUUAGAACAAGUUAUUAAUCAAACAACUGAAUCGGACGAUUUGCAAACACUUGAUCAAGCAUAUGAAGAAAUAAAUACUUACAUUCAAAAUAUUCGUGCAAAACUUCAAUCAAUUAUAUCGAAUACAGACAGUCGACAUUUAUCUGGGUUAACUGAGAUUCAAAAACAUUUAGAAACGGUUGCCCUUCAAAGUCAAGAACAACGAGAUAAAAUUCGUCCUAUUCUCGUUGAAAAACAAGCUCAGAAUGAAUUACUCGAAUCUUCUGCAUGUUGGUUAAUCGAUACUAUGCGGGAUCUAGCUUUGAUCUCAAUUGAACCAGUAUCUGUUCAGUAUGAUCAAACAUUAAAUCGAUUGAGUGAUUUAUCAAAUGAAACUCAAUUAAAAUUGUCACAAGUCCAAGGAAUAAAAUCGACAAUAAAUAAUAAUCCGUCGUUUGAACAAAAUCGUAUACAAAUCAUAAUAGAUUUCGAAAGUGCAACAGACGAUAUCAACAAAUUAAUAAAUGGUCGUCAACAAGUACAAAUAACUGUUCAACAACUUGAUCAAACAGUUACAAUGAUUAAUAAAAAUGUUAAAGUUCUUCGAACAAAUCUUGAAAAUUAUCGAUUAUCACCAAAUGAUAUUGAAGAACUUCAAAGAUUAAAUACGAAUAUCGGUCACGAAGAAAUACAAUUAAAAAAAUGUAAUGAUGCUUUCAGUGGACUUCACCUAAAUUUAAAUGAAACCGAUCGUAAUGAAUAUGCAAUUCAUAUACGUUCUGUUGAACAUCAAAUAGCUGAUUUAAAACAACGUGUAACUUACUUUGAACAAUUAUCAAUCGAACAUCAAACAGAAUAUAAAAAUUUUGAAAAAAAUCUCAAAUUAUUCGAAUUAAACAUGAGUGCAUUUAAAGAUUCCGUACAAAGACGUUUAUUAGAAAUAACAAUUGAUGAUCUUCUAAUAAUAGAUAAUCUUAAUCGUGAGGUGCAAGGUGAAGAAACGCAUUUAAAUGCACUACGCGCUAAAUACAAGAUAUUGGCACCGGAUUUGAAUAAUGAAGAACGGCAACAUGCAGAAACAUUGAUCAAUAAAAUUCAAAUUGAAAUUGAACAAUUACUCGAGCAAAUCGAAAAACGAAAAGAACAUUUGAAUGGAUUACUUCAUAAACGUCAAAGUUUAGAUCAAGCAUCGCAAGAUAUAAUUAUUUGGUAUGAAGAUAAACAACGUUUAAUCUCACCUGAUCAAAUGAUUCCAUUGAAAACAAAUGAAAUUGAACGAAUUCAAAAGAAAUUUAAUGAUACAUUAAACGAAUUAAAAUUUCGACGAAUAACACUAGAUAGUGUAGUUAAAUUAGGCGAAGAAAUCAAACAAGGUUGUUCACGUGAAGGCCACAGUAAUGUGAAUUUACACAUCGAUGAAUUAGUGCGUAAACUGAAUUCUUUGGAAGAAUCAAUUCAUGAUCGCAAUCGACAAUUAAAUGUUGCUAAUGAACUACGACGAGAAUUCGAAAGAAUUAUGACUAAACUUAACGAAUUGAUUAAAUCUACUGAACAACAAAUUAAAGAUCCACUAACAAAUGAUCUUCAACAAACGACUAGUGGUCUCAAAGAAAGAUAUCGAACUGUUGAAGCAUUAAUUCAAUCAACGAAAGAUCGUACGAAUGAUUUUGAUGAUUUAACACGUAUCUAUACGAUGAUCUCAUCAACAUUGAAUGAUACCGAUCGAAUUACAUUGGAUGAAAAAUAUACUUUACUUCAAGAAAAAUAUAAUCGUUUGUCUGAUAAUCUUUCUCAACGUCUCGUAUUACUCGAUGAAGCAACUCGCGAACGCGAUGAAUUUGAUAGACAAAACGAAUAUGUUCACGAGUUUUAUCAACAAUUACAAAAUGAUUUCACAAAAUUAAAAGAAAAAUCUGCUAGCAUUGAAGAUAGUCGCUACGAUGAUUCUACAUCUAUUGAAAAACGUUUAGAACAAUUCAAACAACUAUUAAAACGUCUUGACGAAAUAAAUAAUAGUUUGAAAGAUUUAACACGGAUCCAACGUUUAUUAACUAGUAAAGGACAUCGAAUUGAUUUUCGUGCCGGUGGCGAAUUAAAUGCAAAUUUAAAAAAUCUAGAAGGACAAAUUCAUACUGAAAUCGAAAGAAUUGAACGAGCUUUACAAACUGAAAUUGAUUUUCAUAAUUUAGAAAAAGAAAUUGAAUUAUAUUUGCAAACUUCAUCGGAACAAUUGCGAUCUGCUCAACAUCAACCUGAUAAAGGAAAUGCUUAUCAGACUGUUUUUGAUCGUUUACAACAAAAUGAACAUGCAUUAAAUAAAUUAAUUCAACUUUCUGAACGUUUAAAACAUGAAAUUCCACGUUCACAAUAUCAACAACUACAAAGUAAAAUCGAACAAAGUCAAGAACAUCUUCAAACACUGAUUCGAACCUGUCAACAAGCACGUGGCGAACAUGAACAGAUGGUUAAAACACAAAAUAAACUUAAUGAAGAAUUAAUUUCUAUUAAUGAUUGGUUUAAACGGCUUAUUCAUGAAUUAACGCAGCCCAUCGAUCUUAAUUUAUCAUUAAAUAAUGUGAAUGAUAUUCAAGAUUCAAUGGCACAACUCGAUGCAUCUAUUGAUCAACGUUUGUUAAGACUUGAUCAAGCACUUCGCGACGAACCGAAUCUUAUAAGUUCAAAUGAUAAAGAGAUCCGUGAAAGAUUAAAUACUGUUGAAGAACUCAAACUGCAAGUUAAAAAUCAUCUAAAUAAACGACGUAUUCUCCUUGAUGAUAUUCAUCAACGUAUGACUCAAUAUCUUAAAUUAACUGCAGAUAUUAAAGCAGCUAUUUGUGAUGCUGAUUUUAAAUUAGCACCAUUUUUUGAUGGAUAUGAUCGUAGUCGACUGGAUGAACACGAACGAGAAUUAUAUUUUUUGGAGCAAUUAUGUAAUGAACAAUCAGAUCGUUUAGCUGAAGCACAUAAACUUGUUGAUGUAUUUCGACCGCAUUUACGAAACAAUGCUAAAGAAUUAUGUGAUAGUCAAUUGAGAAAUUUUCAUCAAACUAUUGAAGAUCUUGAAACUCGUAUUCAUCAACGUCGUAAAGAAUUAGAAGAGGUUCGUCAAAAAUCGAUUCGAUUCGAUGCAAGCAUUAUUCGUUUGAGAGCUGAAACUGAUCGAGUUCUGCAUGCCAUUGAAAAAACACCUGAUAAUGCGGAAACAAUUAUUUUAGAAAUUGAUUCAACAUUUUCAGCUCUGCAAUAUCUUGGGCGUGAUUUAAAGAAAUCAUUAGAUGUAUCGAGUUCAUCAGAUAUUGACCGAGCAUUGAAAGACAUGGCUACGUCAGUGGAAUGCGUUCGAGAUAGUUUUGAUCGAGCUAAAAAGUCUCAUGAAGAAAAUGAAGGUCUUCGCGAUCGCAUUGAAAGAAUACUAAACAAAGUCAAAACAUUUACAAAUCGCAAACGGCAAGAAUUAAAUCAAAGUAUCGAUAGCGGCUAUGGUAGCAUUGAUCUGACGAGACGAUCAAUAGAAGUGAAGGGUUUUAUAAAAGAUGUCGACUUGGAAACAUCACAUUUAUCCGAAGUCAACGAUUUAAUAUCAACGCUAGCUGAAAGAAAAUGUGAUCAGGAAAUAAUUUUAGCAUUAGAGAAGAGACGAAAAGAUCUUUUACAUGAUCUUCUAAAUCUAAAAGAUGAGACGACAAAAACAGUUCAAACUCUCGAUCAACAAGCUGAAGAACAAGAAAAACUACGUCAAAAUGCUCGUGCAAUGUUAUCCAUAAUUCAACGUACUAAAGUUCAACUGAUUGAAUUACGUCCAUCUAUCAAUGAUGAAGCCGACCAGAAACUUAAAAAAAUCGAUGACGAUCUAUCGAUAAAUUUCGCAUUAUUUGAUCAAUCAUUAACUGAUUAUAAACGUUUAUUUGGAAGUCCAACUGAUGAUCUAGAUAAAAUGGUUACACGAGUUUUAGAAGAUAUGACUGAAAUCAAAAUACGUUUUGAUGAAAAAGAAUCGGAACUCAAUGCUUAUAAUGUAAUACGUGAUGAAUAUGAAAAUAUGAUGGAAACUAUUUUGAGAAUACUUCAAAUAAUUGAAACCAAAACACAACAAUCACAUGGUAGUGAUCUUCGACAUAAUUUAGAUUUAUUAAAAGAUCUAACAAAUGAAAUGCAAACGCAUCGUGCAUUGAUCGAUCGUUUACAAUUACUUUCAUCAACAUUAUCAGCGCAAAUAACUGAUACAAAUGAACGUGAACGUGUAAGACGCCGUCUUAAUGACGUCAUACGUCGAUGGACACAGCUUGAACAAGAUAUAAUUAGUGAAGAAGAAAAUAUGGAAGAAAUGCGAAGUCUUUCGGAUUUAUUUCACAAUAUUAGUACGACUUGUGAACGAUGGUUAAAACAAACACGAGAUUUAAUAAAUGAUUUAACUAAUGCCAGAAACGUGGAAACAUUUGAUCAACUUAUUCCAAUAGCUAAAACUGUUCUUUUUGAAUAUCAAACGUCAUUUGAACAUCUACAAAAGUUAAGAACUAGAAUUAAUCGAUUAGUUCAAACAAAUCGAACAGCAGAAGCUACGCAAAAGCUAAAUGAAGUUGAUCGACUCUUGAAUGAUAUGACGGUGAGUCGUGAAACUCUUGAACAACGUUUAGACUUAAGUCAAAAGAUGCAUUUUCAAUUAAAUGAAUUUAAUAAACAAUUUUUAUUCUAUGAACACUGGCUUGAAAAUAUCGAACGCACUCAUGAUUCAAUCUCCGAGCAAACCUUAACAGUCGAUGAAAAAUUACAACGUUAUCAUGAUAUUCAAGUUGAAUUAGAUAAACGAAAAAUUAUUCUUAACUCAUUGACACAUGAUUAUCCACAAAUUAUUCAUUUAAUAGCUAUUCCUAUUCAGCAGCUAAUUGGAAAUAUUGAACGCAUAAAAAUAAAUGUCACUCGAAAACAAGAGGCAAAUCAUUUUAUUCUAAUUAAAAUUAUCAUGCAACUCUUUUUUUUAAAGGAAUUCGAAAAUCAAUACCGACAACAAAAAGAUUAUCGUGGUCGUAUUGAAUCAUUAUAUGAAUGGCUCAAAGAAACUCAUCGAUAUGAACCAUUAACUGAUAAACGUGAUAUAGAAUCUCUUCAACGAGAACAUGCACGUUUACUUGAAAAACGUCACUACAUCGAUGAAAGAUCGAAUGACAUCGAUCUAUUACUUAGAACUAUCAAUAGUUCAAAUUUACCAAACGAUAUUUUACAAAGAUUACGUCAAGAAAUCGAACACUUGAAAGAACGAUUUGCCGAAUCAAUCGUAGAACUUGAAACUAGAACAACAUUUGUUAAGAAAACAAUCAAAGAUGUAGAUGAACAGCAACGCAAACAGCGUACGUAUCAAGAAUCACUAAGUAAACUUUCUUCACUUGUACAGCAUGAUCAUCAAACACCUGGCAGAUCAAUCGAAGAUGCGCUUAGAUCGCUUGAUGAACAAAUGAUUAAGUUUGAAAAUCAAAAUGAAGAAAGAGAACGACGUAAACGUCAACGUGAACGUGAAUGGCAUUUAUAUAUGGAUGAAAUUAAUCUAUUACAAGAUAAAUUAAAUACAUUUAAACAACGAAAAGCUAAUACACAAGAUUCUAUUGAAGAACAACUUCAUUCUAUACGAAUGCAAGAUCAAGAAUUAAAUCAAUAUCAAGAUGAAUUAUCACAUUUAAAACAACACGGACAAACGAUGUGUAUUGAUGAUGGCAAUUCGAUGGCAUUGCCAUCUGAAAUUCAUCUACUUCAAUCUAUGAUUACGUUUUUGAAAGAACAAUUUGAACAACGUCGACAAUAUUUACUUCACGCUGAACGUCGUCGAGACAUUUAUUUGAAUGAAUGCAAAUUAUUCGAAGAUCUAUUUAACAUAACCAUGGAACGUCUUAGUCGUUCGAUUCAAGUUGCAUCUACAAGUGAUCAAUAUGCUCGUCAAUUAACUGAGCAUAAAGCUCAAAAUGAACAGCUCGAUGAAAAACGUCAUCAAUUAAAUAUUCUCUACGAUCAAUUGGAUCCUGAUACACGGACACGUUAUUUAAAACAACAUCUUGAUUUAGAAAAACGUUCGAACGAUUUACAAGAUAGAAUUAUUGAACAAACAAUACAUUAUGAACAUUUGUUGCAUGUAUGGAGAGAAUAUGAACUAAGACUUGAUGGUAUUCGACAUCUAAUCGAUGGAAUACAACAACAAUUACCGAUAACCAAACGAUUGCUGCAUUUUGAACAAAUUCAAGCAGCUUUUGUUCUUUUUAAGGAUUUGAAACAACGUUUGAUUGUUAUUGAACCAGAAUUAUUACAUUUGAAUGAUGAAAUACAAAAUCUCUGCAAAGAACUUAAUGGCGUUUCACUACAAAAUGAUAUCAUCAAUGUAAAAGAUAAUUUUAUUCGAAUAUGGACGGAUGUUAGAGAAAAAUGCGAUAGUCAUAAGAGCGCAACUAUUCUUGUGAAUGAUGUUAAACGUAAUAUAGCUAAUCUAGAAGAUAUAUUAGGUCAAUGUUCCAUUGAAUCUCGAACGAGAUACGACGGAGACGUUAGUGAAUUAAAAGUUCAAUUAGAACGAAUGAUGGAUGUGGAAAAACGUCUUGAGAGCAUCAGAGAUAUUUACUCGAAUACAGAAUCGUUAAUUAAGCAUUUAGCAAGUUACAAUCUAUAUGAUUUACAAUCGACAGAAGCAACAUUAGAAAGUUUACAUCGUAAAUUGACAGCACUCAAAGCAGAGAUUUUGCGAAGUGAACAUAUUCUUCAUCAAAAUAUUAUCAAUAAUUUACCAUCGAGACAAGCUUGUAAAGAAAUGUUUUCGUUUAUUGAUGCAAUUAAACGGUUAUUGGAUGAUGAUCAUGGUGCACCGAUUAAUAAUAGAGAAACUUUACAAAAAUUACUUAGACGAUAUCGGGAUAUACGCGUUGAAGUACUUAAUCAUCAAAUGAUAAUCGAUUUUCUCAAUGAAUCAUUUCAACAAGAAGCCAACAUAGAUGUAACAAGUAUUGAUUAUAUGGAAAAAAUAAAACAAAUUAAUAUUGAUUGGAUUAGAAUAAAAUCAUUAAUCUCAGCUCGUAUUGAUACGUUAGAACAGCUAAGUGAUCAAUUCAAUGAAUUCGAUCAAACAGUUCGUACAUUAUCAGAUUGGGUUCAAGAACAAACAUCUGAUCUUGACUUUAUGCGUUCAAGAAAUAUGGAAGCCGGUGCUAAAGAUAAUCUACGGAAAUGCGAUGAACUUGAAUAUCAAUUAACAUCUAAACAACAAAUUCUAUCGUCGUUAAAAUCAUCGAGUAAUCGCAUGUCAUCGACAUCAACAACAUUCCAUAUAUCGGAGCAAGAGGGUACACUACAGACUCUACGUCAUAUGCUUGAUCAUCUAUCACCAUCCAUUGAACAAUUGAAAUUAAAAUCUAAAUCUAUUGUAACCAAUUGGCAAGAAUAUAAUCGUGCUUUACUUCAAAUGGAAAAACUUUUGCGUGAAGCUGAAGCCGAGAUUGAUCGUGUUCAAACCAGUGCAAUGAAUGUUGAAACAUAUGAAAUGAGUACUAGGAAAGCUCAGGAUCACUUAAAAGCCAUGGAAUUACGUCGAAAUGAUCUCGAACAUAUUGCUUCUCAAGGUCGUCAACUAUCAAAUCAAUGUGAUGGACAAACAUCAUUAAAAAUAAAUGAAAUUACGCAUCGUAUUCAACAACAAUGGGCAAUGGUUGAACAACGUCUACAAGAAAUAGUUCGACCAUCAAGAGAAAUAGUUGAAAAUUGGAGACAAUUUAAUAGUUCAUAUGUUCAUUUGCUCGAUCGACUUGGCGAACUUGAAGCUAGAUGGUAUACAAUUCAACGAGAAAAAUUUUCAUCUGAUACCGACACACUUCUAGAAAAAGCGAAAGAUUUCUAUCAACGUCUUCAACAAGUUGAUAUAGAAAUAAUAAAAUUAUAUGAAAGAUCUCAAAAAUUAGGCAAUCAUUUGCCACCUAUAGUCGGCAAAAAGAUCGAUACACAAUAUUCGGUUAUUAAAAAUCAAUAUUCUGAAUUAUGUACACUUCAAGAUAAACUUCAAACGGAUUGUAACGAAUUAAAACACCGUGAAAAGAUCUAUUUAGAUUAUUUACAUGAAUUGACACAAACAAUCAAUCAAGCUCAAACAGCUUUUAAAACUCAAUUAUUAACCGAUGAAAAUGAAGCUCAAAAUUUAAAACAACUCAAUGAACUUCAUGAACUUCUACUAGCUAAACACAAUUUAAUCGAACGUAUAAAUUCAAAUGAAUUUAUUACUUGUUUUAAACGAGCUAAACAUCUACAUGAAGUUAUGGCUGAGUACUCGCAUACAAUUGAAUUAAUUAAAAAUCGUAUAAAACAACUUGAAAUCAAUCAAUAUAAUAAGUUUAAUUUUGAUAAACGUUGCCAAAAAUGGAAUGAUUAUAUUCAAGCUGUUGAACAAAAUCUAACUGUUAUACAACACAAUUCACGUACGAAUUAUCAAGGUUUAUUAGAAAUCGAUACAAAUCUAUCUAAUAUAAUCAAUGAUUUUAAUCAACGACAACAAGAAUUAAUUCAAUUGACUAAUGAAGGUAAACAAUUAAUUGAACAAAAUUUACUUGUCGACCAGCAUACAUUUGCUAAACUUGAACAACGUUGGCAAACGAUAAUGAAAACAAUUUUGAAUAAACAACAAGAAAUAAAAGACAUAAUUAAAUUAUGGUUAUCGUAUCAAAAUUAUUUAGAAACAUAUUAUCGUUUACUUAAAAGUAAAUAUGAAUUGGAGCAAGAAAAUUUGCAGGCUCCAACUCUCGGUGUUUUGAGUCAAAUUAAACAAGGAACUUAUUUGAAUGCAACAAACAAUGAAGAAUUAAAAAAUCUAUUAGAAAAACUCUACGAAACAAAUCGACGAUUAAUUUCAUAUUCAGAUGUUAAAACACAGGCAAUUUUAGAGAAAGAAUGGCAUGAUUUACAAAAAUCCGUUAACGAAAUUGAUGUUGAUAUUAAUCAAAGAUCGGAAGCACUUAUCGCGUUACUUGUUCGGUACAAUGACCUUGAUCGAACAUUGGAUAAUUUGAGCGUUUUAAUCAAAUCCAUACGAGCGCUUCAACAACAGCCAGCUGAUGAACUUGAUCAAUUUAUUUCACAAUGUCAAAAUAAAGAUCAUGAAUUAACGCAACAUCGCCAUGAAUUACAACGUAUACGAAAAACAGUGGCAGAAAUCUCUCCUUCAUUACAUCCUGAUGAUAGUAAUCAAUUAAUGCAAAAGUUGAGUUUACUUGAAAUUCAAUGGGCUGAUGCUGAACGUGUUAUAAGAAGUUUAACUGAUGGUUUAACUAAAAAACGAUCAGAAUUUCAUGAUUUUGAAAAUAAAUCUAAACGUCUUCUGGAAUGGUUCGAACAUUUUGUUAAUGUUGAAAUGAAUCAUCGUAUUGACGGUUUAACACUGGAAGCCAGUCUUGAUAUGUUGAAAAAUGAAUUACGAAAUUUAAUUGGUGAUAAGCGACGAAAUGUUAAUGAUUUAAUGAUAACAGCACGUGUUUUACAAACAAAUGUGACUGAUCAGCUGCAAUUACAGACAAUAAAACAACAAACAGAUCGAUUAGAACAAUCACUUAACACAGCAGAAGAACAUGUUGAAAAACGUAUUAAAAAGACUGAAAUGAUUAUGAAAACAUUUCAUGAUUUUGAUCAAGGUUUAGAAAAUCUUCGUUCAUGGAUGGAUACGAUAGAAACAACUCUGCAAAAACCAGUUUCAGUAAAUAAAUUAAAUGCCAAUGAAUUACGUAAUCAUCAACAAUCAGUUGCUGCAAUUGAGGCAGAUAUUGAAAAGCAUAGUAGUGUUAUAAGUAGUGUUCUUGCACUUGGCCAUAAUUUAUUGAGUGAAAGUGAUGUUCGUCCACGAAAUAUUGGUUCAAUACAACGAACAAUUCAAUCAAUUGAACAACGCUGGUUGUCAUUGAAAGAUUUAAUACGUAAACGAAAGCUUGAAUUGGAUACAAUGAAUGUAUCAUGGAGAAGUGUUGAAGAGGCAAUAAAACGUGCAUUAAAAAUGAUUACUGAUCAUGAACGAUUUCUUAGUGAAGUGAAAAGAACGUGUGGACAAGGUUUACAGGGAAUUAGAAGUGAAUACAAAAGCCUUGAGAAUUUUAAACGCAUAUUAGAUGAUGAUGAAAAAGAGAUUCAAGAAAUUACCGAUAAUUAUUCAGGAAUUAUUCGUAGUCAUCAAACAGCGGAUGUCAACGGUGAAGUUCGUGGAAAAAUUAAAGAAGUCAAUACUCGUUGGGAAGUUUUAAGAGGCACAGUCAAUGAAACAAUGAAAAAUCUUAAAUAUAUGUUAAGUGUUCACGGUGAUUUUCAACUGACACAAGAUUCGUUAGCACUUUGGUUAACUGAUUUGGAUGUGCUUUUAACUAAUCUUGAGCAUUUAUCAGAAGCGCCAUCCAAUGAAAAGAUUCGACAAUUAGAUGAUAUGGAUCGAGAAAUUCAAGAAAAACAAACUAAAAUCGAAUACGUUCGAACAUGUGCGAAUUAUUUACUUAGUAAAACAGUUGAUGCAAGAGGUUUAACAAUUAAUAUGAAUGAACUAACGAAAUUUUGUCAACAAUUACGAGAGUUAACCAAACGUAUUAAUAAACUCAAGCAGAAAUUAAUAAAUUCAAAUGAUCGCCAUAUUGAUUCAAUUUCAUCUGCUCGUUCAUCACCACUACAUGAAUCAUUUUUCUCUACACCAUCACCACAAAAACGCAUUUCGUCACCAAGUCCAUCAAGAUCACGUUCUCCGUCGCGGUAUCUUCGUUCACGAGAUCGAUUUUUUCGUUCAUACGAUCAAAUAGAAUGGGGCGAUCAAUAUCAACGUGCUCAAGAGCUUUUAGCUGAUUUCGAAGAUAUUCUUCUUCAAGUCAAUGGAGAUUUCCUUGCCAAAGAAGAAACAUUUCGUUCCGAAACACCCAUUGGUAUUCAUGUCGAAGAUUUACCUGCUGAAUUUGCUUAUACUCGAAUAUUAACAACAACACGUCGAAAGAUUGAAGCAUUACGUGAAAUAAUUAAACAAAUUCAACAAGAACUAGGUCCUUUCUUAGUCGAUAAUCUUAAUAAUGAUCCAGUCGUUGUUGAUAUUAUGGAGAAAUGGAAUCUUCUACAAACAUUAGCACAUGAAAAAGAUGAACAUUUAAAGGAAAAUCGUAUCACAUGGAAGCAAUUUAAACGACAACUAGAAGAACUUGAACAGGCAGCUACACAUUUUACUAAUGUCGACACAUUACUAUCCCGAACUGUCUAUUCUAAAGCAGAUGCACAUCGCGAUCAAGUUCAAAGAUUAGAUGAAAUCAAAUCACUUUUACAGCUGACGAUUGAACUAGCUGAUCAAUUGGGUGAUGGUACAAGUGAAUGGCUACUAGUGGAUCAUCGUCUUCAAUCGAUUAAAGAAGGUUUCGAGUUUCUAUUUGCUCGAUCCAACCGUGAACAUCGAGAAUUAAAAACAAAUUUGUUUCAAGCUGAAGAUAUAAAACAUGCAAUGUUAGAAAUCAAUUCUCAAUUAGAUCAUCUUGAAACAUUAACUCAUUCAUUGGAACCUGUUGAUGAAAGAGAAAGUAAUCUGGGUAUUAAUCGUACAAAACUUCAUCGUUUUAUUCGUAUUCAUGAUGAUCUUGAAAUUGUAAAUGAACGUUUAAUUAAUGUAAAUGAUCGUUCAAAAUGUCUGUUAUCUGGCGAUCAAUUACGUAUAGCAAAUGAUUUAAAAUUAAUGCUUGACCGUUUAAGUUCAAUAAAACGAAUUAUUAGAAUUUAUCUUGAACGUUUAGAAAAAUUAUUAGCUUCAAAUGAUCUGCAUGAAAGUUUCUCGUCAAUCAAUCAUUCACCAAUUAGAACAUCAAAUAGCAAUCUUCAACGUGUUUAUCAAUGA